AUGUAUGCAAUAGACCCCAGCAGCCUCGCAGAAGAAACAGUGCAGCAGCAGCUGCUGCACUUGGCCAAAGACAUAAUGGGUUAUCCCAAGCCCGCAGCAACCCUCGCUGUACCCUCCCCGAGGCCCCCCCAGGGGGCCCCGGGGGGCCCCCCGGGGGCCCCCUCGGGGGGCCCCCAUGGGGUGGACUCUCAGGAGGUGGAGACUGUGAGGCUGCAGGAAGGGCCGCCUCGGAAGUCUGGAGAGGCGGCAGCCGCGGCUCCAGGGAACUCAUCGCAAGAGAUGCUGCUGCUCGUUCACAUCACCAAAAAACAACUUUGGGAAAAGAAGAACAUUACAAAGCCUGUCUCAAACUCGUCAUCGACCACAUGGACCCCCACGUCUGCUGCUGCUGCUGCUGCUGCUGCUGCUGCUGCUGCUGCUGCUGCGGGUGGUGCUGCUGCUGCCGGUGGUGCUGCUGCUGCGGGUGGUGCUGCUGCUGCGGGUGGUGGUGGUGGUGGUGGUGCUGCUGCUGCUGCGGGUGGUGCUGCUGCUGCGGGUGGUGGUGGUGCUGCUGCUGCUGCGGGUCGUGCUGCUGCUGCGGGUGGUGCUGCUGCUGCGGGUGGUGGUGGUGCUGCUGCUGCUACUGCUGCGGGUCGUGCUGCUGCUGCGGGUGGUGCUGCUGCUGCGGGUGGCGGUGCUUUUGCUGCUGCUUAUGAUAAGACGGAGCUGCAGAUCACCGUAGAUGCUGAGCAAGCCCCCGCUGCAGCUGCAGCAGCAGCAGCAACAGCAGCAGCAGCAACACCGGCAGCAGCAUUAACAGCAGCACCAACAGCAUCACCAGAAGCAUCACUAACAGCACCACCAGCAGCAUCACCAGCAGCAGCAGCAGCAGCAGCAGCAGCAGCAGCAGCAGCAGCAGCAGGUGCUUCGGGUGUUGUGCGCGUAGGGCUGUACGUGGGGGGCUGGGUGCCCGCCUCGGAGCUGCUGCCAGUGGGGGGCCCCCGAGAGGGGGGCCCCCCCUGGCAGGGGGCCCCCCUUGAGAUAUCUGAAGGAGAAGUUCGAAGUCCAGUACCCUUGACUUCGAGGCCCUCUUUGGAGUCUUCAGCCACUUUAAGGGGGCCCCCCGCGGGGCUGCAGGCCCGCAUGCAAACCCUGGGGGGCCCCUCCCAGGGGGGCCCCCGGGGGGCCCCCGGAACUGCCAGCCCCGAGAGGGCCCCCCAUGCAGUCCGCCGCAGGGUUUCGCCUUCCCAAACCCGAGCCAAGGGGCUCCACCAGAAGCUGGGCCAGGCUUUGCAGGUGAAGCAAAAUAUAAAGCCUGCGGAGCUGCGGCGGAGGUUUAUGGGGGCCUUCAAUGAAGAAAGAAACAUAGAAGACUUUUUGCAAGAAACUCCGAGAAUAAGAAGACAGACCUGCGAGCACUUCUGCAAGGGCCUCAUUGUGCGGGUGCAGCAGCCGGUGGUGGGGCCCUUCGCGCGCGGGGACCCCGCGAGCCAGCAGCAGCAGCAGCAGCAGCAGCAGCAGCAGCAGCAGCAGCAGCAGCAGCUCGGGGGCCCCCGCGGCGGCCGCAGGGCCACGGACAUUCUUGACCCUGGCAACCAGCUGGACAGGCCCUUCGCCUGGGCAGAGGAGCGGCCGGAGCUGCGGGUGGAGGGCUGGCGGCGGGCGGAGGAGGCGGGGCUGCCGGAAGCCAUGGUCUUUGUCCACGGCUAUAACACCAAUGAUGUUCAGUCAAUGCAAAUAAUGGCGCAAAUGGCAGCUUUUGGAAACUUCCCUUCUUACAUAAAGCCUUUUCUCUUCACCUGGCCAGCCGGCGACAACUUCCUCGAGUUCUUCGACGCCAGGGAAAACGCAAAAAACCCCCAACUCCACCAGGCAUUCACCGACUUCUUCAGGGCCCUCAGAGACAACGGCAUUCGGCAAAUACACCUGCUGGCCCACAGCCUCGGCUCCCGCCUCCUCAUUAUGAGUCUCCACAGAAUAGAACAAGAAGAUUUGCUGCUGAAGCUGGCCUACUUAGAAGACAUGGGAGAAGGGAAUGCGCAGCAGCUGGCUGACCAGCGGAAAAUUCAUAUUGUGUCUUUGAACUUUUUGAACCCCGAGUUCUUCCUCGAAGACUUCGUUGCCAAGGAAUAUUCCUUUUUGAGGCAGUACUGCAGCAACAUUUCCAUCUUCUGCGACGCCCACGACGGAGCCUUGUGGUGGUCGGAGCUGUUUAGCGGCAAGCAGGCCCUGGGGCGAAGUGUCUUUGGGCUUUACGCGAGGCCCAACGAAAGCCAGUCUGGAGAGCAGCAGCAGCAGCAGCAGCAGCAGCAGCAGCAGCAAGACCUGCGGAAGCCUCCGCUGUACGCCAGCAGCACAGCUUGCUUCCAGGGCUACGAGCCGCAGCACAUGCAGGCCGACACCCGCGACUGGCUCGAUGUAGACGUCAUCGACAUGACUUGGCUCGGAAAUAAUGUGCAUGCACUUCGCCACUCCUACUGGUCUCUGAACAGAGAGGUUAUUGAGGACCUCCGGGAACUGAUUGUGACGCGCAAAAGAGCUCGCCAGAGAACUUCGCGGCUAGACAGAAGGGAGGGAAAUGUUUGGGUUUAUAGAGUUGCUCCUUCUUCCCUCACUUCCAUAUUUGACAGUGACAUCUAA
This is a messenger RNA of Eimeria necatrix, 2619 nucleotides long. RefSeq lists its product as hypothetical. The transcript is spliced from 13 exons. Bases 1 to 2619 code for a protein of 872 amino acids. NCBI's taxonomy places the organism in Eukaryota, Apicomplexa, Conoidasida, Eucoccidiorida, Eimeriidae. The record is from RefSeq and is a predicted model, not a curated record.